UGAGGCACGGGUGGCGGCGUUGGGAUGGUCGCGCCGGGCGGAAGAAGGGCUGGUGGGGGAAGGGUGAUGAGCUGAGGCCGCGCGGAAGGCAAAAAUGGAGGUGGAGUGACGUGCUUGCAGCCGUUCGGCCAUCAGGUUACACCUGGAGUAGAAAUGGUCGGUGGGCGAUGUUUAACUGGACGCAACAUUGGAAACCUGCUGAGGCCCUUUGGAGGAUAGAGGUGGCCAGAGAGGGAGGGGGGAAGAAUGACAUCGAUGUGUCUCAAGAUUUGAAGGUAGUCACUUUCAGGGCUGCGCACCAUCUGUGUCAGAGACAACUUGAGUGCUUGUUUGAAGAGGGCUCAUUUCGGGGCCACACCCAGACCCGCCCAAGCCGAACAUCCGGAGAUGGGCCUCGGGAAUUUGUAUUUUAAACAGCGCACUUUCCCGCUGAUUCUUGUGCUUCCCGGAUUUUGAAAACCGCUCUUACAAAGCGACACCCGUAGAACAUGCUGUUGCUUUUUCCCUGUCAUCAGGAAAGCUCUGUGUUAGUGAGGAAGCUCUUCCACCCUGAACAAGUAUCUGUCCCAAAGGUACUUGGUACUUUUUGUGUUAGGUAUUCCUACAUCUCAGUUUAGGUCAGUUUAGGUUUUGUCUCCUCCCUCCUCAUACCUUCCUGACACGAAAAGAUAACUUAUUUUUAAAGUAUUUAUUUCACAAUAUUUUGUUUCACACAGUACUGGUCGGGAUCACAAAUUUUUGUAGUUUAUAUUAAAAAAAAAAGCCAGACGUGUGUCUGAAGUUAAAAAAAAUGCGCAUAAUACAGAAGUGUGUAAAGUUUAACUGUUCAUUAACUCCUCAGGCUAGCUACUGUUAACUGCUUGAUAACAUCUUUCCUUUUUCCUACAGUACUCACAUUUUUAAACAACAGUGAGAUGAUUUUGUAUGCAUUGUUAUGCACCUUAAGUUUUUCAGGUAAUAUCAGGGACAGCUUUCCAUCAAAUAUACAUAUACUUUCUUUUAAACACUUGCAUAGUAUUGGUUUAGAGGGUUAUACAACAGUUUCGUUCGCCAGUUCCCCACUGAUGGAGUUUUAGGUUGUUCCUGGCAUGUUGGUUUGCAAACUGUGCUGGAACAUACUCUUGCUACACACUUUGCCUGUGUAGGUGUGUAACAGAUUUGGUAAGAACUAAACAUCUGAAUGGUACAGUAGUUUUCUUUUUUUUUAAGUUUUUAUUAUUUUCAAGUAUGUAGUUGAAAGAAUCAGACCGUGUUUAGUAGAGGUCCUUAGGGCUUUAAAGAAUUACGAAUUAGUUCUAAAUUUUGACAAGAAGUUUUUAAUUAGUCUUAAAAUCACAGUUGUCUUCAAAGGUAGAGAUUUGAAGAUGAGGUGUAGGAGUCUCUUGGACUAAGUGUAGGGUAAAAACCAGUCUUUCAUCAUCACUGAGAGAUGAAUAAACUGCUUUCUGAUUUCAGACCAGUAGAGGACACAAAUAAAAAAUAUAAUGUAGCAAGUGGUAAUAGGGGGGCUCUGCUGUCAUCAGCUUCCCUUGGGGUGUCAAAAGUCACCAAGGAAGUGACUUUUGGCCUAGGUAAAAGAAUAAGACUUUUCAAUAGAAAGUAGAUCACAGAAGAGGAAGAAGGACAGAUGCCUGAUACUAUGUGAAAUCCAAAGGCAGUGGAUUUCAAACUUUUUAAACCAUGACCCCCAGUAAGAAAUGUUUUAUAUUGUGACCCAGUAUGCAUAGGAGGGGGAAUGGUUAAGAACUCUGGCUCUGCGGCCAGAGUGGUUGGACUCUAAGACCAUACUUUCCAGCAAGUUAUCUUCUUCUCUGCCUCAGUCUCCCCUUUGAAAAUGAGGACAAUAAUACAUCUACCUAAUAGGAUCUCUGUAAGGAUUGAAUGAGUUAUUGAAAAAAAAAGUUAUUGCUUUAAAGAGUGCCUGAUACAAAGGUGCUUAACUUGUUGUGUUGGCUAUUCAAUAACAGAAACAGGUUCCACCAAACAAAACUUACCUUUGUUACUUACUUUUAUUUUCUGUUCUGUUCUAUAUCAUUAAUGGAGGGGAGCAGUUAAUACUCACGGGGGUACAACUUGUAGUUUGAAAAACUCAGUACUAAAAACACCUGGGAGGUAAGUGAUAAAAGGACUGGACACAUUGAAGAAACUGAGUUCAUCAUUCGUCAUGGUGGGGAUUGAGUGGUUCAAGUGGAAACUUGAAGAGUACCAAGCAGGAAUGGAGACAAUUUAUCAGCAGACGGCAAUUUCUUCACUGCCAAAAUGACAUCAUUUUCCACCUCUGCCCAGUGUUCAACUUCUGACAGUGCUUGCAGGAUCUCUCCAGAACAAACCAAUCAGGUACGACCAAAACAGCCACUUUUGAAGAUUUUGCAGGCAGCAGGUGCACAAGGUGAAAUGUUCACUGUUAAAGAGGUCAUGCACUAUCUAGGCCAGUAUAUAAUGGUGAAGCAGCUUUAUGAUCAGCGGGAGCAGCAUAUGGUGUAUUGUGGUGGAGAUCUUUUGGGAGAACUGCUAGGACGUCAGAGCUUCUCCGUGAAGGAUCCAAGCCCUCUCUAUGAUAUGCUAAGAAAGAAUCUUGUCACUUUAGCCUCUGCUACUACAGAUGCCGCUCAGACUCUCGCUCUCGCACAGGAUCACAGUAUGGAUAUUCCAAGUCAAGACCAACUGAAGCAAAGUGCAGAAGAAAGUUCCAGUUCCAGGAAAAGAAUGGAAGAAGGCAAUAUUCCUACACUGCCUACCUCACAACAUAAAUGCAGAAAUUCUAGAGAAGAUGAAGACUUCAUAAAAAACUUAACCCAAGAUGAGACAUCUAAGCUGGACCUUGGGUUUGAGGAGUGGGAUGUAGCUGGGCUGCCUUGGUGGUUUUUAGGAAACCUGAGGAGCAACUAUACACCUAGAAGUAAUGGCUCGACUGAUUUACAGACAAAUCAGGAUAUAGGUACUGCCAUUGUUUCAGACACCACAGAUGAUUUGUGGUUUUUGAAUGAGUCUGUAUCAGAGCAGUUUGGUGUGGGAAUAAAAGUUGAAGCUGCAGACACUGAACAAACAAGUGAAGAAGUAGGAAAAGUAAGAGACAAAAAGGUGCUUGAAGUGGGAAAAAAUGAUGACCUUGAGGACUCUAAGUCCCUAAGUGACGAUACUGAUGUAGAAGUUACCUCCGAGGAUGAGUGGCAGUGUACUGAGUGCAAGAAAUUUAACUCUCCAAGCAAGAGGUACUGUUUUCGUUGCUGGGCGUUGAGGAAGGAUUGGUAUUCGGAUUGUUCUAAGUUAACCCAUUCUCUCUCCACGUCUGAUAUCACUGCCAUACCUGAAAAGAAGGAAAAUGAAGGAAUUGAUGUCCCUGAUUGUCGAAGAACCAUAUCAGCUCCAGUUGUUAGACCUAAAGAUGUAUAUACAAAGGAAGAAAAAAACCCCAAACUUUUUGAUCCCUGCAACUCAGUGGAAUUCUUGGAUUUGGCCCACAGUUCUGAAAGCCAGGAAACCAUAUCAAGCAUGGGAGAACAAUCAGAUAACCUUUUCGAACAGAGAACAGAUACAGAAAACAUGGAGGAUUGCCAGAAUCUCUUGAAGCCAUGUAGUCUGUGUGAGAAAAGACCACGAGACGGGAACAUUAUUCAUGGGAGGACAGGGCAUCUUGUCACUUGUUUUCACUGUGCCAGAAGAUUGAAGAAGGCUGGGGCUUCAUGCCCUAUUUGCAAGAAAGAGAUUCAGUUGGUUAUUAAGGUUUUUAUAGCAUAGCUGACUCCAUGAAUUGCAGAGAAAUAUUAACAGGCUAGGUAUGUAUCAAAAUGUCAGUAUUGAGCAUCUCCACUCACCGUAACUCACUGCAUCUGUUUAUUUAUGUAAACAUCUGUGCGUCACAACAUUUUUCUCUCUACACUUAGAGGUAAUUUGAGAAUGAGUUCUUUAGAACUAGAUUAUCAAUUUGGGGGAACUACCAUUAAUAUGAAAAGAUGGCGUUAAUCACGUCAUUCUCUCUUUAAAGAUGAGGAUCUGGGAGAAAGCAACUUCCAGUACAGACAAAAGUACUUUAAUUCAUUCACUUACCCAGUUACUUGAAGAUUUAGUAUUUCUUCAAUUAAUUUUAUUCCCUAUUCUUUUUUUCUGUUAGGGAGUGUUCUUAGCCAUCAAGAUCCAAGGUGGCUGUUAGAAAAAUAUUAGAGCUAACAAUGAAAAAAACAUAAGUAAUUUGAUUAGUCAAGUUGUGUAAUGCUAUAGAUCACUUUAUGGUUGCAAUAGGCUGCACAAUUCAGAUACACCAAAAGAAAAGUCUUGAGAAACAAGAGCAUUUUUGCUAACAUACCCCUGAAAGAAUUUUGAAAAACUAUAUAUAACCUUUUGCACAUUUUACACCUUGGGGGUAUGAUUAGCAAACAAAGUGUUCCCUUCUCUUGAGUUGUAGACAUCUGAGUAGCCAACCUAAAACAAGCUACUCUAAGGGGACGGUUUCUGUCCCUUGUGCCCCUUUCCAAGCAGUUCCUUCUCCAUUUCAUGGUUCUCAUUCUCAGUUAGUUUUCCUUUUGCACAUGUUUAAUGUGACAUCUAAAUUUUAAAAAUAAAUUUAAGUACUUACAAAGGAUACCCUAUCCAAUAUAUUGUAUAUGUGCCUUAAAAAUAUUUUUCUCAAAGCCGUGGAGCUGUAGAUUUAGCUGAUUAAAUUUAUAGAAGUCCUGUCAUAUAAAGUAGCAAAGCCUGUUCUCAAUUAAAAUUCACCAGCCAAAUCAGAUUUCAUUUUCAGUCAGAAAAUGUUUGACUUUAUUUUUAAUUCAGAUAAAUGCAUUGACACAUUUGUGGCGCAACCUUCUCAAUUAUAGUUCUAAGAUAGAUGAGGUGCAGAGUUUUUAACCGAAGCUCUCUUUGCUUUACUCUGUCCUCAUUGUCCCUUGAGAAUUCUGUUUUUUUAAUUUUUUUAUUGUUGUUCUUUUGUUUGAUGCCUCUGGAGGUUUUUUACAAUCUGGAGCAAUGCCCCGUAGUAAGAUUCUAGAUGGGUAUGAGUCAGCCUUUCUUUUGGAAAUAGGGAGUAUGGCAGUUGUGAAAAUGAAAAUAAGUAAAGAAAAAUGUUAGAUCUGAAGAAGCCUUAUCUGAGCACAUAAAUCUUAGGGCAAUACAUAUGGAAAUUGAAGAUCUUUAAGCUGAUGUCCUUAUACAUAUUCCUGUCUGCUUUCCCCAUGGAAAAAUCUUGAUGUAUGCCCAGGGGUUUGCAUAUGAAAUUUUGAAGACCAUGGCCCUAGAAUUAAUAAAUUUACUGAUCAUAAAAAUCA
Messenger RNA from Callorhinus ursinus (northern fur seal), 5261 nucleotides. RefSeq names its product MDM4 regulator of p53 (gene MDM4). Gene Ontology annotation, cellular component: nucleus. NCBI's taxonomy places the organism in Eukaryota, Metazoa, Chordata, Mammalia, Carnivora, Otariidae. Gene Ontology annotation, molecular function: p53 binding; ubiquitin protein ligase activity. Gene Ontology annotation, biological process: regulation of cell cycle; regulation of gene expression; protein ubiquitination. The record is from RefSeq and is a predicted model, not a curated record.